AUGAAGAAAAUUGAUAUCUAUAAUUCAUAUUUGAGACUAACAAAUAGAAUUUUUGAGAAUUCAACUCCAAUAAGAAAUCUUAAUUAAAUUUAAAUUUUAACUGUAUACAAACAGCAAUAAAUCCAUCAUCCAAAUAUACUUAAUGGUUUGAGAAAUAAGAAUAGUUAAUCUUAUAAAACUCUAUAUUCACCUUCAAAAUUUAUCCUACUGAUACUCCCCGAUAUAAUUCAGAAUGUUAAAAAUAAUUAUGAAGCUAGCGAAAGGAAAAGAUAAAUUGAAUUAAAUUCUUAAAGAAUUAUUAAUCCAAGUUUUGAAAAGAUUAAUUUAACUUAACAAUCUAGAAAAUCAUAAAAAUAGAUGCUAUAAUGUUUUAUUAUAUCUAUAAAGAACCAAAAGAUUUAGGUAAAGUAACGAAUUAUUAUAAUAAUAAAAGCUUGUANGUGA
This is a messenger RNA of Paramecium primaurelia, 444 nucleotides long. NCBI's taxonomy places the organism in Eukaryota, Ciliophora, Oligohymenophorea, Peniculida, Parameciidae. The record is from the annotation of a GenBank genome assembly.